Microtus oregoni (creeping vole) is the source of this 2136-nucleotide messenger RNA. It is a transcript of the gene Tmlhe, whose product is annotated as trimethyllysine hydroxylase, epsilon. Gene Ontology annotation, cellular component: mitochondrion. Bases 169 to 1434 code for a protein of 421 amino acids. Gene Ontology annotation, biological process: carnitine biosynthetic process. Gene Ontology annotation, molecular function: iron ion binding; trimethyllysine dioxygenase activity. The record is from RefSeq and is a predicted model, not a curated record. The transcript is spliced from 9 exons. Lineage: Eukaryota; Metazoa; Chordata; Mammalia; Rodentia; Cricetidae.
GGGGGAGGGGGAACGGGAGUCAGUCUGCCUUGGGGGCUGGGUAGUAAAAAGCAAAAGGAGUGACUAGGCUGCGCUUCAGCCACUCUUUGCUUGAUUUUGUCUCCGCAAACUUCUGUGUCGCAACCUCCAGCACAGCCAUUGAUUGUACACAGCUCUGCAUCUAGGGGGAUGUGGUGCCAUAAGUUGUUGCACCUACAAAGCAGGCUGCAGAAUUUGAUGAAGAGAGGAGACAUAGGUCAAGCUCUUCACCUGUCCAACUUUAAAAGUUUAUUUUCCUUAUCCACCCAUUGGCGCCAUACAUCUUCCAAGUCUGUGAAUUGUACUUGGCUCCAACAUGAAGAUCAUUUGGAGCUGCAAUAUGCUAAUGCUGUAAUGCGCUUUGAUUAUGUCUGGCUUCGAGACCACUGCCGCUCAGCAUCGUGCUAUAAUUCUAAGACUCAUCAACGGAGCCUGGAUACUGCCAGUGUGGAUUUAUGUAUCAAGCCAAAGACCAUUCGCCUGAAUGAAUCCACACUCAUCUUCACUUGGCCAGAUGGUCAUGUGACUAGAUAUGAUCUGGAUUGGCUGGUGAAAAAUAGCUAUGAAGGGCAGAAACUAAAGGUAAUCCAACCUAGAAUAUUAUGGAAUGCUGAACUCUAUCAGCAAGCCCAAGUUCCAGCUAUAGAUUUCCAGAGUUUAUUAGAAACAAACGAUGAACUGAAGAAGUUUCUGCAGAACCUUCUGCUAUAUGGAAUUGCAUUUGUAGAAAAUGUCCCUCCCACUCAAGAGCAUACAGAGAAGUUGGCGGAAAGGAUCAGUUUAAUCAGAGAAACCAUCUAUGGAAGGAUGUGGUAUUUCACUUCAGAUUUUUCCAGAGGUGACACUGCCUACACCAAGCUAGCUCUAGAUCGGCACACUGACACUACCUACUUUCAAGAGCCCUGUGGCAUUCAAGUUUUUCAUUGUCUUAAGCAUGAAGGAACAGGUGGCAGGACACUGUUAGUGGAUGGAUUCUAUGCAGCACAACAAGUGCUUCAAAAAGCACCUGAGGAAUUUGAGCUCCUCAGCAAAGUGCCAUUGCAGCAUGAAUACAUUGAAAAUGUUGGAGAAUGUCACAACCACAUGAUUGGGAUUGGGCCAGUCUUAAAUAUCUACCCAUGGAAUAAAGAGCUCUAUUUGAUCAGGUACAACAACUAUGACCGGGCUGUCAUCAACACUGUUCCUUAUGAUGUUGUUCAUCGUUGGUAUACAGCACACCGAACCCUAACAACUGAAUUGAGAAGGCCUGAGAAUGAGCUUUGGGUCAAACUGAAGCCUGGAAAGGUACUGUUUAUAGACAAUUGGCGAAUCCUUCAUGGCAGGGAAUCAUUCACUGGUUACCGCCAACUCUGUGGCUGCUAUUUAACAAGAGAUGAUGUGCUAAAUACUGCUCGUCUCUUGGGGCUUCAUGCUUAAAAUUGAAAGCCCUGGGAUUAUGAGUACACUUGGCAUCCUGCUACCAGAAUUUUGUAUCAACACAACAAUAUUAUGUCAACAUUUGUUUCACUUUGUCUCCUUCCUAUUCUAUGAAACAGAAGAUUAUCCUUACUUUACCAGGAAAAACCUGUUAAAGAGGGGCUUCAAAAUUACCUAAUGUCAUCCAUCUACUAGGGUAACUGUCUUCCCAAGUUAUAUGAUCCUCCUCUUUUCCAAACUUUUUGAUGUAAUUAAUCACUGUAGUUAAGAAAUGUAAUCUCCAUAUUAAAAGGAAACUAAUAUUAUGUAAUUUGUCUUCUGCUAAAUCAGAAUGCCAUAUAUUCUAGAAAUGACAAAAUUUUGAUAAAGCAACAUUUGUGAAACGUUUUCAUCUUUUAUAAUACAUUUGACUAAUAAUAUGUGCUUACUUAUAUUUUGAAUAUAUCCUAUGAUAUUUUCUAGUUUCUUCCAAUUUCAGCAGAUGAUGGAAUAUUGCUUUUCUAUUUAAUGACUGAAUAGUAUUCUACUGUGACACAUUUUUGUUACCUGUUAAUGGAAAGCAAGGUUGAUUCCUUAUUUUAGCUACUGUUAAUAAUAUAUUGAAAACCCUGGUCAUGCAGAUUUGCUGUGAUAAACAGAUUUAAUUUUCCAUUGGUGUGUAAUAUAAUCAGAGAGGGCAUAUAAAUAAAACAGUAGUUUUGU